Molecule: messenger RNA, 1725 nt
Organism: Chenopodium quinoa (quinoa)
Lineage: Eukaryota; Viridiplantae; Streptophyta; Magnoliopsida; Caryophyllales; Amaranthaceae
Exons: 2
Coding region: 1-1725 (574 amino acids)
Source: RefSeq, a predicted model, not a curated record
AUGCCUAAGGUUCCUUUUCCUCAAAGAUUAGCACAAGCUAAACUUGAGAAAAAGUUCAGUAAGUUCCUCGAUGUUCUUAAAAAUCUUCAUAUUAAUAUUCCAUUCCUAGAUGUCAUAUCUAAGAUGCCUUCUUAUGCAAAAUUUUUAAAAGAUAUGCUAUCUAACAAGAGGAAAUUAGAAGAGAAUACUACAGUUGCUUUGAAUGCAGAGUGCAGUGCUAUUUUGCAAAACACUCUCCCUAAGAAAUUAGGAGAUCAAGGUAGCUAUUCAAUUCCAGUGAAGCUUGGAGAUAUUGAGAUCAACAAGGCACUAUGUGAUCUAGGUGCAAGUGUGAGCCUCAUGCCACUGUCUAUAUGCAAGAAGCUGCAGAUGGGUGAACUCAAACCCACAAGCAUAUCUCUGCAACUUGCAGACAAGUCAGUGAAGUUUCCUUUGGGUGUACUUGAGGAUGUACCCCUCCAAGUAGGUAAGUUUUUCAUUCCAUGUGAUUUUGUUGUGAUGGAGAUGGAUGAGGAUGUGAAUGUUCCUAUCAUACUAGGUAGACCUUUCUUAGCUACUGCAGGUGCAAUUAUAGACAUGAAGAAAGGUAAGAUUACUUUUGAAGUGGGUGAUGAGAAAUUGGAAUACUCACUUUUAAAUGUUAUGGGUGCUCCUUCUAUGGGAGACACUGUUUGUCAGGUUGAUGUGCUCGAUGAGCUGCAGAAUGAGCAACUUCCCUUGAAUCAAAAUGAUGAUGCUCUUGAACAAGUGUUAUUAGGGAAGGAAGAUGAUAAUGGAGAUUGGCAGUCUAAGGAGUAUACUAGGUUACUUGAUGAAGCAAAGGCCGAUCCAAAUCAGAACCCGAUCAGAGCGACAUUGGAAGUAAUGAGCAUUGGGGAGAGUUCUAAGCCUCCCGAGGUAGAGUUGAAACCCCUCCCCUCUAACUUAAAAUAUGCAUAUCUUGGUCCAAAUAAUUCAUAUCCUGUUAUUGUCAAUGCUGAACUCAAGGACACAGAAUUGGAGCAAUUGCUCAACGUUCUGAAAACAUAUAAAAGUGUCAUUGGGUACACCAUUGAUGAUAUCAAGGGCAUUAAUCCUUCUUUCUGUAUGCAUAAGAUCAUUCUUGAAAACGAUCAUGCCUCUUCAGUAGAACCUCAGAGAAGACUUAAUCCUAAUAUGAUGGAGGAAAAGACUACUUUCACAUGUCCAUAUGGCACCUUUGCAUAUCGCAGGAUGCCAUUUGGAUUAUGUAAGGCUCCUGCCACCUUUCAGCGAUGUAUGAUGGCAAUUUUCUCAAGACUCAUAGAAAACUCUAUGGAAGUAUUUAUGGAUGAUUUCUCUGUCUAUGGAACAUCUUUCGAUGUAUGUCUUACAAAUUUGAAAAAGGUGCUCCAAAGAUGUAAAGAAGUUAAUCUAAUCUUAAACUGGGAGAAAUGCCAUUUUAUGGUACAACAGGGAAUUGUCUUAGGUCACGUCGUGUCUAAUAAGGGUAUUGAAGUUGAUAGAGCUAAAAUAGAGGUCAUAGAGCACUUACCACCUCCUAACUCUGUAAAAGGAGUUCGAAGUUUCCUUGGUCACGCAGGUUUUUAUCAGUGUUUUAUUAAGGAUUUUUCGAAUAUUGCUAGACCUUUAACUGAGCUAUUGGCCAAGGAUGUCCCUUUUGUUUUUUCUGAUGCUUGUCUUGAAGCUUUUAAUAGGUUGAAGGAGGCUUUAAUCACUGCUCUAGUCAUGCAACCCCCAGAUUAG